AAUAUUUUUUGCUCAGUUACGUAUCAUGGCAGUUGAAGUUGAAAAUUCGCUGGAAGUCUCGUGGAAUGUUGGAGACGAAGACGCGGACCAUAAACGUAGUACGGAGUCCGACACGCAGUGGUUGCCGAGCAUCACGGAGAACGGGAUUCGCCUCGGGACGCCCGUUGCGCGCGAGGCGGCCAAGUCAUUCUGGAGCAUGGCCAUGCUAAAGACGAGCCUCAACCGAAUGGCUUUCUACGCAGACUGCGAGAACCAGGGAAGCCUCGGGAGUCCGGACUCCGGUUUCCACAGCUCCCGCGCGACGCCCACGCUACCGCAGCUAGCGAGCAGCACCGCGAGUUCCUCCGCUUCGUCCUCGCCACAAUCCGUAACGAGAUACGGUCGGAGAACGCCGCCCGUCGUCGACGCGGACUCGGACGACGAGUCCGCUUUUCUCGGCCCACCGUUUCUACGCUCUGUGAGCGAAUCACCUCUACUGAUGGCGAGACGGCAGAGGGAAGCUAUUGCAUCGUCCACUCCUACCCCACACAGCAACCCCAGCACCGUGUCCCUGACUUCUUCCUCAAAAACCAUCUCACCUUCCCACUCAUCACAGACACUGCUCCCAAGAAGAAGAUUAGCAGUUCAUCGCAGUCACUCGGCUAACCAUUUGGGUAGAGAGCUAAAACUGCCUCAAAGGGAAAUGAAAUUGGCACGGUCGGACACCUGCUUGAAGAGUAAUUCAUCGCUAAAUACUGAACUACAUCAUAUAAGCAACUUUCUCUUGAACUAAAGAUUCCACCGACCCCACAAAAUCAAUUUUUGUGUUUCCCCCAUUAUUUUGUGUUCGGCCCUUACACUUUUUACUCUUGUAUGCAUAUACAUCUCAAAAUUUUUUGAUCGAUAUUAGCAGGUGUGAAUGGUAAAAUAAAUUGCACGUGGG
Geodia barretti is the source of this 922-nucleotide messenger RNA. The record is from the annotation of a GenBank genome assembly. Lineage: Eukaryota; Metazoa; Porifera; Demospongiae; Tetractinellida; Geodiidae.